CCUCAUAUUUGACACAAUUUCAGAAUCAACAUAAACGUUCAUUCUAGUUGGUUGGUUCAUUAUUUAUUGUCGAAUAUGUGCAAUUAUUUUUUUUUCUGCAUUUAAACUCCUCAUCUUCUUAACGAAAACACUCGUAUUAAUGGCAAUAAUAUUCUACCGUGCGACCCGCAAGCGCACACAGAAUCACCUAUUCCCUAGUCUAUCUAGAGAGCAACGUGUUGUGAGGAGGUCAACACCGGUUGUUGCCCUGACCGCCUCUGUUUUCUUUAACUCCGUCACAUUGGCCUCGUAGAUGUCCAUCUAUUCUUCUCAUUACCACUGAAUUAACCAUACAUACAUUUCAUGCAAUCUAAUUAAAUCUGGAUCUUCAAGAAUUUGAAAUGCUUUUUAAUUAUAUUAUAUUUUAUAUUAAGAUCAUUAAAAUCAAAUUAACUCACAUUGCAAUCGUGAUUAUUUUUUAAAAAAUCAACAGUGAAAUAAUAACAAUAAAUUAUUUGAAUUCUUAAUUGAUGAGGAUAAGUAGGAUAUCAACCGUGUUACACAUGCACACACCAAAUUGUGUUUGUUAGAAUUUUAAAAUCAUAUAAUGGGCUCUUCUAAUACAAAUUAAAAGAUUGCAGUAAUUGAAUAAAAAAUCUUAAGAAUUUCCAUGCAAAUUCAUGAAGCAUUUCUAUAAUAUUUUUUCCUCAAACGUGCAAAUUCACAUUAUCUUUUAUUUGUCCACAGUUUACCAACACUAAUGGCUGAAUAGAACGUCUUUCUACAGGAGAGAAAUUAACCAAACGUCUUCUAUGCGGAAAUAUAUAACAUGGAAUUGAUAAUCCGUCAAUUAGAGGCUUCUCACAUGCAGGAGUAUACUUACAGAGGAGAGGGCAAUGCCAAUCUUGUUAUAUCCCUACCAUUGGCGAAGAGUGUCCUACGUUUCCACAAAAUUGAGCCAACAAAAGAGUCACCGAUCGAUGCAGCAGAGACGAAAGCAUUACUCGAAUUCAGAUUUUUCAUGAAGUUCAUUUCCAAAUUAAUGGGAAGAUUCGUGACUCCACCGGAAAUAUUACGGUGUCAUCCAAACAAUUUUAGGAAUUGGGAUGAGAGAGUUGAAAUCCUACGGCCAGCGGCUCGAAAGCAUAAAAACUGUUAUCACGAUUUGGUUAUAAAACUACCGGACUACGCAAAACUUCCUGACCAUCUUGAUAUCAUUGACACGAGGAAGCCAACAUUUUGCAUUGAGAUCAAGCCAAAACAAGGCUUCAUGCCACGAUCCGAGAGGCGAACACAUCUUUGCCCAUAUUGUACUAAGCAGUUCUACAAGCUGAUCAACAGAGCUGUGAAUAAACGGAGUAGGUACUGUCCUUGCGAUCUCUUCUCAGGGAAUAAAGCUCGAGUACAUCACGCCAUUGCUGCCCUAAUUGAUUCUCCCCAAAAUAAUUUUAUUAUAUUUAGAGAUGGACAGCCCAUUUGGGGUGAAGGAUAUCCACGUGAUAAUUUAGAUGAAAUAUUAAACGAGUGGCUCAAUGAUGGAUCUCAAAAGGACAGUCAACAACUGUUGAAUGAACUAUAUGUACUCGUAGAAGAGGCUUUAUACCGAGAAUUUACUUUCGAAAAAAAAAACAACGAUACAGAUAGAAAAUCCGAUGAUAUCAUCACAAUAGCCCCUACUGACAUGAAUCAUUCAACGUUUGAUGGCACUCAAACAACAAACGAAAGGGCCUGUAAUUUUCCAGAUGGAAAUUUACCGAAAGAUUCUAUUCUCGGUCGUCUCUUCCAAGUGCAACAGCUGCAUAGUUCUAGUGCUCAACACGUAUAUAGAAUUUAUUCACAACAUUCGACACACCUCAAUGAGGAAAUGGUUUAUUUCACCGACUCUAGUGAAUAUAAAGGCGGAGAGAAUAGCAUUGCUUUUAAUGAUAUUUUGAUCUUACGAAAUUAUUUGCUAUUCACUACUGCUAGGGAUUGCUCAGUUAUGCUGACCUUUCGCCAAAUAGAUCCACGAGGCGCAUUAGAGGUUCCACCAGAGCAUCUCAUCACUGGUAUUAAUCAGUCAUUUGUUUUUAAUAUUGCGGUCACGGAUAUCGAUCCUAAGCCCCUAAAUCGUAUUGAUAGACAUCGUCGACGUGCAAUUACAUCCUUCAAUAUCGUAGCUAAUUGUUAAAGUUCAUAAUGCUGGUUUUUACAUUAAUAAAACAUUUGUUUGGGAA
Diachasmimorpha longicaudata is the source of this 2195-nucleotide messenger RNA. It is a transcript of the gene Ipk1, whose product is annotated as inositol-pentakisphosphate 2-kinase. Gene Ontology annotation, biological process: inositol phosphate biosynthetic process. Bases 809 to 2149 code for a protein of 446 amino acids. The record is from RefSeq and is a predicted model, not a curated record. The transcript has 6 exons. NCBI's taxonomy places the organism in Eukaryota, Metazoa, Arthropoda, Insecta, Hymenoptera, Braconidae. Gene Ontology annotation, cellular component: nucleus. Gene Ontology annotation, molecular function: inositol-1,3,4,5,6-pentakisphosphate 2-kinase activity; ATP binding.